GUUUUCACUUUGAGAGCCCGCGGUGCACUUGGUGUAAACGUGAAGACUUUAGGAACUACUCAGUCCAUGAAUUUUCGAAUACAGGACCGCGGCGAUGUCCUCUGCAUUAAAUUUGACCCAACCUGCACCAUACUAAGCCUACAGAGGAAACAUAAUUCCGUUGAGUUCAUCAAUUUUGAUGGUGGAUGUGCAGACAGCACCGAAUACUCACAAACUUGCAAGAAUUCUUCUCAGCUACUUGGAUUCGUUUGGACACGCGAGCGUGAGCUGGUCUAUGUUACCGCGGACGGAUUCGAACUCUAUCAGGUUUGUGCUUUUUGUUUAUACAUCUGUCUAUUGUGUUUUUACACAGCGACGGCCACCUUAAUUGCUUCUUUUACCACGUUUGAGGAAUAUGUAAUGCAUACUCAGUUAACGAGUCGAGACAGUCGAACUAGUUUUAUAUUACUGUCCCAAAUAAGCCUCUUGUAG
Dibothriocephalus latus is the source of this 471-nucleotide messenger RNA. The record is from the annotation of a GenBank genome assembly. Lineage: Eukaryota; Metazoa; Platyhelminthes; Cestoda; Diphyllobothriidea; Diphyllobothriidae.